Talaromyces atroroseus is the source of this 1986-nucleotide messenger RNA. Its product is annotated as Nucleolar GTP-binding protein 1. Lineage: Eukaryota; Fungi; Ascomycota; Eurotiomycetes; Eurotiales; Trichocomaceae. The coding region runs from base 1 to 1986 and encodes 661 amino acids. Gene Ontology annotation, biological process: ribosomal large subunit biogenesis. Gene Ontology annotation, molecular function: GTP binding; RNA binding; GTPase activity. The record is from RefSeq and is a predicted model, not a curated record. The transcript is spliced from 4 exons. Gene Ontology annotation, cellular component: nucleolus.
AUGAAAACUACGUGGAAGGAGAUCGCUCCUGUGCCGACCAACCAGGAAUUCCUCGAUAUCGUGCUCAGUCGCACGCAGAGACGACUUCCGACUGUUAUUCGAGCUGGAUUCCAGAUCAGUCGUAUCAGAGCUUUUUAUACCCGAAAGGUCAAGUUCACAUCAGAGACUUUCUGCGAGAAAUUCCAAGCGAUCCUCGAUGGCUUCCCUCGCUUGCAGGACAUCCAUCCUUUCCACAAGGACUUGAUGAACACACUCUAUGACGCGGACCAUUUCAGGAUUGCGCUGGGCCAGAUCUCCACCGCCAAACAUCUCAUCGAAACCGUUGCUCGCGACUAUGUGCGUCUCAUCAAAUAUGCCCAGUCGCUGUUCCAAUGCAAGCAGCUCAAGCGUGCCGCGCUCGGUCGCAUGGCCACCAUCUGCAAGCGUCUCAAAGAUCCGCUGCUCUAUCUUGAGCAGGUGCGCCAGCAUUUGGGCCGUCUGCCCUCUAUCGACCCCAACACCCGUACGCUCCUGAUCUGCGGAUAUCCCAAUGUCGGCAAGUCCAGCUUCUUGCGCAGCAUUACCCGCGCCGAUGUCGAUGUUCAGCCGUACGCUUUCACGACCAAGAGUUUGUUCGUGGGGCAUUUUGACUAUAAAUACCUGCGCUUCCAGGCUAUCGAUACGCCCGGAAUCCUGGAUCACCCUCUCGAGGAGAUGAACACUAUUGAAAUGCAGUCUAUCACGGCCAUUGCUCACUUGCGCUCUGCCAUCUUAUAUUUCAUGGACUUGUCCGAGCAGUGCGGAUACUCUGUUGUCGAUCAAGUCAAGUUGUUCAACAGCAUCAAACCCCUCUUUGCCAACAAGCUUGUCUUUAUCGUCAUUAAUAAAAUCGACGUCAAGCGUCCCGAGGACCUGGACCCGGAGACCAAGGAGCUGUUGGAAAACGUGCUUAAGCAGGGCAACGUUGAAAUGCUCCAGCUUUCCUGCACCACCACCGAGGGUGUGACGAACGUCAAGAACGCGGCAUGCGACAAACUCAUCGCCGAACGAGUUGCUCAAAAACUCAAGGCGGGUACCAACAGCAGCAGCGGUAACCCCAGCGGACGCCUCGGCGACGUCCUAUCUCGCAUCCACGUUGCGCAGCCCAUGGGCGGCGUUCGCGAAUCAUUCAUUCCGGAUGCCGUCAAGGAACUCAAGAAAUACGACAAGAACGAUCCCAACCGCAGGAAAUUGGAGCGCGACAUUGAAGAAGAGAACGGUGGCGCCGGUGUAUACAGCGUGGACAUGCAGAAGAACUACCAACUUGCCAAUGACGAAUGGAAAUACGACAAGAUCCCCGAAAUUUGGAACGGCAAGAACGUCUACGACUACGUGGACCCAGACAUUGAAGCCAAGCUCGCCGCGCUCGAGGAAGAAGAGGAGAAACUCGAAGCCGAAGGCUUCUACGACUCGGACGACAGCGUCGAAGAAGCCGAAGACGCCGAGAUCCGCAUGAAGGCCGACUUGAUUCGCGAGAAGCGCGCCUUGAUGAAGAAUGAAGCCCGACUGAGGAAGUCGCUCAAGAACCGUGCGGCGAUCCCUCGCAGCGCCAAGGCGAAGAAACUGUCCGAAAUGGAGAGGGCACUCGACAAUGCCGGAUAUGAUACGUACGAUGCAGUUACUCGCGCGCAGGGCCAGAAGCAGCCAUCGCGCGGCCGUGCGUUGACGCGGGAUGGCGAUAAUGAGGGCGAUCAGGAUGCGAUGGAUGUGGACUCGACGCCCAGCAACCCCCGUGAGGCUAUUGCGCGCGCUAAGAGUCGUGCGCGCAGCCAGGCGGCCACAAACAGAUUGACGGAUGGAGUCACGGAUACGACGGCGCGCAGCAAGGCAGAGCGCUUGGCCAAGUUGUCGCAAAAGAAGAACAAUCGCAUGGCACGACAGGGUGAGGCAGAUCGUCACCAGACAGUGGCGUUAGCAAAGCAUUUGUAUGCAGGAAAGAGAGGCAUUGGAAAGAACCAGCGUCGUUGA